GUAUCCUCUUUUCUAUAUAGGUGUGCGCGCGUUUUAUUCUGUCGCGGUCGCACGAUGAAAGAUAACGAUCCGACAGAUAGAGGUGUGAUGUGUGUAUUCUGUAGUGGAAAAUAAUUGAUGCUUUGUUUGCCAAUUGUCCUUAACUCAGCAAGAUCUUUAUUCACGUGGUUCGAAAGGGUCAGCAUCAUGGUGAUUCUACUGAACUGCUUUACUUUGGGAAUGUACCAGCCUUGCGUCGACGACCAGUGCGUUACAAACCGCUGCAAGAUAUUACAGAUGUUCGACGACAUCAUCUUUGCAUUUUUCUCGUUGGAAAUGACGAUAAAAAUGGUGGCCAUGGGUGUUUACGGUAAAGGAACCUACCUCGCCGAUUCCUGGAAUAGGUUGGACUUCUUCAUAGUGCUUGCAGGAGCUUUAGAAUAUUGCUUGAACGUCGAGAAUAUGAAUUUAUCAGCAAUACGUACGAUAAGGGUGCUAAGACCGCUACGGGCAAUCAACAGGAUACCGAGUAUGAGGAUACUCGUGAUGUUGCUACUCGACACGCUCCCGAUGUUGGGCAACGUGUUGCUACUGUGCUUCUUCGUCUUCUUCAUCUUCGGCAUCGUUGGCGUUCAGCUCUGGGAGGGCAUACUGAGACAGCGGUGCUUUCUCAAGGCUCUACCCAACGUCAAGUAUCCAGAGUUACUCUCCGACGAGUACUCCGUUCGAUCACGCAUUUACGACUUGGAAAAGUACUUCGAGUACCAGGGACAGGAUUAUAUUUGCUCGAGGCCCGAUGACAAUGGCAUGCACAGCUGCAGCAACUUACCAUUACUUAAGAUCGGGAGCGUGGAGUGCAAUCACACAGCACUGCCGAACAAUAACGUGACGUUCAUCAGCAACGAUACGUGCGUCAACUGGAAUUACUACUACACCGAGUGUAAGGGCCAAGGAAACAAUCCUUUCCAAGGCACGAUAUCGUUCGACAAUAUUGGCCUUGCCUGGGUGGCCAUCUUUCUCGUUAUAAGUCUCGAGGGUUGGACAGACAUCAUGUACUACGUGCAGGAUGCUCAUUCGUUCUGGGACUGGAUUUAUUUUGUCCUUUUGAUCGUCAUCGGUUCUUUUUUCAUGAUCAACCUCUGCCUAGUCGUAAUAGCGACUCAGUUCUCGGAGACGAAGAAGCGGGAAAUGGAGAGGAUGCGAUUGGAGCGGGCUCGAUUUCAUUCUACCAGUACCCUCGCUUCUUCCACCAACACGUCCGAGCCCACCUCCUGUUACGCCGAGAUUGUUAAAUACAUAGCUCAUCUCUGGAGGAGAGGCAAAAGAAGAUUGAUGAAGAAGUAUCGACUGUUUUUGUAUAGUAGACAACAAAAGCAAGAACGAAAUUUGUUAAAAGAUCCGCACAGUCAAGCGCGGACAAAUUUUGUUCGAUCGUCGAGGCUGGCUGAUGGCAAAUUGCAUCACUGUCGUUGCCCUCGGUUGUUAGCCGCACUGGAAACAGAGCAAGUCGGGCUAAACGCCGUUGAAGAAGGCAGUACAACUGUCGCGCCACUACCAAGCAACGCCAUUGCACCACGUGCCAGUCCUGAGAUAUCUGAGGUCGAAGUGUCCGUCAACCAGAGGCAUCGCCAUGCCUCGGUUUCCAAUGACAGCGAGAAUAACAUUAACGUCAUCGAGACGCACAACGCGCUUUUGAGCCCGCCUAGCGUGCAACAUCGGCGACGAAGCAGCGUGAUGUUCAGCGACGUCAUACUGCUUCACGGAAGUAGCGUUAACACGUUGCCAGGCUCGAUCGGGGUGGCCGGGGGCGAGCGAAACGUUUGCUCCAGCGAGAAAAUGACACAAACCGGCGACGGCAAUGUUUGGUCGAUGCCCCAGCCUAAUAACGUCCAAGCCGAGCUCGGUGGCAGCGAAGCAAUGACGUGCCAAGAACUUCUCGCAUUAAGUGGGGCACUCAGCGCUGCCUUACCCACCGGCCAAUUGGCCCUCGACUCCUUUUUGAAUUCACUCACUAAAGGCAUAACCGACCGACAUAUAACGGUGGAGGAUCGCACACAGUGGUUAUCCGGUCCAGAUGCUGAGGUAUGUUCGUGCUGUUGCGACAUGCAGAACGAGCACUGGCCCGAAGAGCCAACGACCGGUAUCCGUGCCAGAUGGAGAAGAUCACAGACGCGGCGAUUUCUCAAGGCUGGCGGCAGUUGCGUAUUGUGUGCUCUUCGUUGCACGAGGCGCUGGACUAAAAAACUCGUCAAUCAUAAGUACUUCCAACAGGGUAUACUCUUUGCCAUACUCAUUAAUACCCUUAGUAUGGGCAUUGAGUAUCAUAAUCAGCCAGAAGAACUGACAGUCAUAGUCGAGAUGAGCAAUUUCGUCUUUUCCGCUAUCUUCGCAGUCGAAAUGUUAUUAAAAGUCGUAGCGGAAGGACCCUUCGGGUAUAUCAGCAAUGGUUUCAACGUCUUCGAUGGUGUCGUUGUUGUUUUAAGUGCUGUCGAAUUGUGUCAAUCACUUUUGGAGGAUAGCCGUGGAGGGGGAAGUUCCGGUCUGAGCGUUCUUAGGACAUUUCGCUUGUUAAGAAUUCUGAAGCUUGUGCGUUUCAUGCCGAAUCUACGAAGGCAGCUAUUUGUAAUGCUACGCACGAUGGAUAACGUGGCCAUAUUUUUUUCUCUUUUAGUACUGUUCAUCUUUAUCUUUAGUAUCCUAGGAAUGUACCUGUUCGGGGGUAAGUUUUGCAUGUGGGCGGACCGGAGUCGGCCCUGCACCUGUGCCGAGGUGGUUUCGCGCCAUCCGUUGUGUCGCUGUGAUCGCAAACAUUUCAACGACAUCGUCUGGGCACUUGUUACAGUCUUCCAGAUUCUGACGCAGGAAGAUUGGAACGUAGUUCUGUUUAACGGAAUGCAAAAAACAUCCCACUGGGCAGCAUUGUACUUCGUGGCUCUAAUGACCUUCGGUAACUACGUGCUUUUCAAUUUGCUCGUUGCUAUCUUGGUCGAAGGUUUUUCUUCUGAGAGGAAUGAAAGGCGAGAACGGGAGCAAAGAGAAUUAGCCAGGCUCGCAGCCAAAGAAGCUGGCCUGGGUAGUGAAGAAGGCUCUUCUAGAAUCUCAAGAUCUCAUUCUAUUUCUGAUAGCGAUACUUACACUCAGGAUCAUAAAAAUUCGUGGCAGAGUUGCGAAGAGUUACGGAAGUACAAGGAUAAUUACAGCCGUGAGAAACACAAUCAGCAUACGUGGAAGCAGCAUCAGUUGGAGAGCGAGCCCAAGUGUAACAUUCAGAAGGAGAGCAAGAUGAUGGGUGUUGCCGGUGGACCGCAGCCACCAAUCAUCACCCACACUGCCGCAACACCGCAGGACUCGCCCAAUACCACCCUCGACACCGGCUAUCGGGACCUCAACUUCCGUGCCAUAUAUCCCACGACACUUUCAAUCGAGUCAAUCGAUCGCUCGUCUAGUCAAUGUAGCAUUUAUUCUGGAUUUUUGAAACCACCUGACAACAACAAUAAAAAUACAACAAACAAUUUAGUGAGUCAGUCUUCGAGGCGCAUCAGCCUUGUAAAUUCUUCCACUCCGAGAGAAUCUUUUAGCUCAAGCCCGCCGAGAAUUCAAAGAGGAUAUUCUUGGCGCUUGUCAAGGCCUUCGUUGAGAAGGAAGAGGUGGUCCCAGUGGGAGGACGAGCCACCGCCAUCAGGCCAUGCAAUGGUCCUCAAUAACGGAAGGAGUACCGUCGGUCACAAAUCCUUAAGUUGCGGAGAUUACACAAACUACAACGGUGGCUACCUGCACGGUUCAAUAAGAAAUGACACGCACCGGGACGUGCCGAAUAAUCGUACAACUGCCAUUAGCCCAAACAAUUCUAUGAGGAGUCGAAGAUCCUCGAGCGCGAACCAGCGAUACGUAUCCCAAAUGCAUUGGACAGAGGCGUUGUCACGUCGACCUUUGCCAUUGGACGAGUUGCCACCGAGGAUAAACAAUCUUGGGGCGGAAGUGGGCCCUCUGCCACGGAUUAAACAGCUGCCGGAGGAAGAACUCGAACCACCAGCGACACAGAGGACAGGCGAACAAACGCCACCGUCCAAUGACCACGAAAGCGCCGGCAGCAUCGAGCGCAUCAAGAAGAUCUUCAUGUUCUUUGAGCCCAAAGGCUGCCUAAAAGAGCGCGACGACUACUCGCUCUAUAUAUUCCCGCCGAAUAAUAGGUUUCGAGUAUUCUGCGAUUGGUUUGUCGAGCAAAAAUGGUUCGACAACGUCGUGCUGUUGUUUAUCGGUUUGAAUUGCAUAACAUUAGCAAUGGAACGACCGAACAUUCCGCCCGAUAGUCGUGAGAGACUUUUUCUCUCUAGCGCCAAUUAUAUUUUUACCGUGGUCUUUGCCGUGGAAAUGUUUUUGAAGGUCGUUGCGACGGGGAUGCUUUAUGGAACGAACGCUUACUUCACGUCAGGCUGGAACAUUAUGGAUGGCUCGCUCGUGGUCAUUUCUAUAAUCGAUCUCGGCAUGUCCUUGUUAUCAUCGAGCAGCCCUAGGAUAUUCGGCAUAUUAAGGGUAUUCCGGCUGCUGCGCUCGCUGAGGCCUUUGCGAGUGAUAAACCGCGCUCCAGGACUGAAAUUGGUAGUGCAGACGUUGCUCUCGUCGCUGCGUCCAAUCGGCAACAUCGUCCUCAUUUGUUGCACGUUCUUCGUUAUCUUCGGGAUCCUUGGUGUGCAGCUGUUCAAGGGUGCGUUCUACUACUGCGACGGCCCGGAUAUCAAGAACGUGCGCAACAAAACCGACUGCCUGGCAGAUAAGCGUAACGCCUGGCUCAACCGGAAGUACAACUUUGACGAUCUUGGCAAGGCGCUCAUGUCACUCUUUGUUCUGUCGUCGCGCGAUGGCUGGGUGAACAUCAUGUACACUGGCCUCGAUGCCGUCGGUGUCGAUCAGCAGCCAAUCGAGAAUUAUUCCGAGUGGAGGCUGCUCUACUUCAUCUCCUUCAUACUGCUCGUCGGCUUUUUCGUGCUCAACAUGUUCGUCGGCGUGGUCGUCGAGAACUUCCACAGGUGUCGCGAGGAGCAGGAAAAAGAGGAGCGUGUGCGCAGAGCCGCCAAGCGCGCAUUGCAGAUGGAAAAGAAACGAAGACAGAUGCACGAGCCGCCUUAUUACGAGAACUACUCGAAGGUUCGCCUAUUCAUCCACAACGUGGUCACGUCCAAGUACUUCGAUCUGGCAAUAGCAGCGGUCAUCGGUCUCAACGUCGUCACUAUGGCCAUGGAGUUUUACAUGAUGCCCAAAGCACUCACCUAUGCUCUCAAAAUAUUCAAUUACUUCUUCACGGCUGUCUUCAUACUCGAGUCCUUCAUGAAACUCAUAGCGCUUGGUAUACAUCUUUAUCUGAAGGACAAAUGGAAUCAAUUGGACAUCGGUAUUGUCAUACUCUCGGUCGUGGGUAUUGUACUGGAGGAGGUCGAGUCUAAAAUCAUUCCUAUUAAUCCGACCAUCAUUCGCGUAAUGAGAGUUUUGCGGAUAGCUCGAGUUUUAAAGCUGUUGAAAAUGGCCAAAGGCAUACGAGCAUUGUUAGAUACAGUGAUGCAGGCGCUACCGCAGGUUGGAAAUCUGGGUCUAUUGUUCUUUCUACUUUUCUUCAUUUUCGCCGCGCUCGGAGUGGAGCUUUUCGGGCGACUAGAGUGCAGCGACGAGAUGCCGUGUCAAGGCCUCGGCGAGCACGCGCACUUCAGCAAUUUCGGUAUGGCUUUCCUCACGCUGUUCAGAGUUGCCACCGGUGACAAUUGGAAUGGCAUCAUGAAGGACACCCUCAGGGACAACUGCGACGACGCCGCCGACUGCGUCAAAAAUUGUUGCGUUAGCAGCAUCAUCGCGCCCAUUUUCUUUGUCAUUUUCGUACUUAUGGCGCAGUUUGUGCUCGUCAACGUCGUCGUUGCCGUGCUGAUGAAACAUCUGGAGGAGAGUCACAAGCAGAUGGAAGAUGAACUGGACAUGGAGACGCAGUUGGAGCGCGAGUUGGCAGCCGAGCAGGAGGAGCUGCUGGAAGUCCACGAGGAGGAGGAAGACGAAGAAGAGUUGGAAGGUGAUGCGGCUAAGAGGAAAGCUUUGGAGGCCCUGGAGGAGAAACUGGAAAUGAUCGAGCAAGGAGAGGAUGUCGAGCCUGAGGGUAUCGACGAGUUUUCAGCUGCACGUCCGGGACUGUCCAAAGUACGUUCGCUGCCUUCCAACUUCAUCUACAAUCCACCUGUUGAGAGAGAGAGAGCCAACGACGGUAGUUUUCAUGACGUAUCUGUAUCAACAAUGGACGACAAUCGACGAUCGAUCUAUCAGCAGCAACGGCAAGCAAAGCCAUCGAAAUUCAAGGUGAAACGUCGUCAGACCUUCCAUUCGCAGCAUCGCCACGGCGGCAUGUUCUCCACGCCUCCGAUGCACUUUGAGGUAGCCGAACUCAUACGUAAGCCUGCGAGUAAUCUCAGCGUGCCACGGAUCAUCCCGCAAAGAGGCUCGUCCUCGUCCUCGUCCAUUGCCUACGGCAGCGCCAAAUACCUCGCGGCAAGACCGUCAAUUUCCGUGCAAGCCGAGAGCAGGUCUUUCCUCGCCGUUGGCCCACCCUCCAGGCCAUCCUCUGUCGAGUCUAUACAGCAGCAGCAACAGCAACGUCGGCUCUCGACUAACUCUACUACCUCAAGCAUAGGAGACACCACUAGUAGCGCCGUGUACAAGCAAAAGGCUUUCCUAUGUCCGGUGGCGGAUUUACGGUCCGCCAAGGCUAGAAUACCCACGCCCGAACUCCUUUCCUCGGAUACCACUAGUCCUGGCGUUUCGAGUUUCAGCGCUUCGAGGUCGCCUAGCACAUCGAGUUACGGUCGUCGCGAAAUCAAGGAAGAUAAGCCACCAACGGGGAGCGAGCCAGCACCGGAAGACUUUGACGUGCAGUCCAUCAUCAACGAGAGACGUCCUUCCCGUCUCAAGCCUACGUCAACCUUCACCUUCAGCCAACUCUACGUCAAGGAGGAGUCGGCCGAAUCACCCGUCGUCACCAUUGAAGAGCCCAAAAAAGAUCUCGACGAUCGAGUGGUCGAAGAGGAGGAGGAGGAGGAGGAGGAACAAGAGGAUGAGGGCAAGUACGUGAGUGUCGGUGUUGGUUCAAGCAGUGUCGAGCUACGGAUCUUCGUCGACGAGACGGGAACCCAGCGGAAUGAUGCUGAGAAAGAUACUGAACCCGAAGUCGUUGUCAUCCAGCAACCCGGCUAUAGUGAUCAGGGUAUACGGCGAAAGAAGAGUUCUGCCAGAGAAGAUCCUAAAGCGUAGAAAUCGUAAAUGGUGAUACAUUUUCAUGAAAAAGAUCUGUCUUCGUCGUAGUGACUUUAAAAGAGGGCAAUUAUAAAAAAAGCAACACAAGCGUAGUGAACUCUGAGCAAAACUUUCGCUGUCCUGUUCGAAAGACUGUAGUGCAUGACAAUAUAGUCGUUAAUUAACGUACACACAUACAUUACAAAUACACACGAUUCACCUUCUCUCGCCUUUGACGCCUUUUUCAAGAAGACAAGUCAAGUCAUUACAUUAUAUAAUCAGUCCAGCAUUGUGCUACAGAUUGACCGAGCGAAAAUCAAGUAAUUAUUCUCAAGAAACAAUGUGAGAUUAAUUACAAAACAGGCGGAUUAUAAGCAAUGAAGUUUGAAAGUUGAAAACAGUUCAUAAGAUUAAGUGUAACUAUAGCCCUUGUAAUGAUAGAGUUUUAUCAAGAUUUUUCUUGAAUUUAUGCGUGAAUUGACGAUGUUUUUGUUCUUUUGUUGUACGAACUGUUAUUGGAGUCUUGAAAAACAUAUAUAGUUGACGAAGAGUUAAAAAUAUCAACAAGAUAAUUUGGUUGUUCAAAAUAUUGUUAUUACAAAUUGUUAGCGCCACACAAUGUUGCCACUCUCAUGACAAUCUCUAAAUACUGUUAUUGUUAACGAUGCCAGCGUUGACCGUGCGAACAUUUGAUAAGAAAGAUUUGAGAAAACUAUACAAGUUGAAUGAGAUAAAAGUCGUCCUUUUAAUUGAUAAACAACGUUGUGACCAAAAAAUAUCUAAAAUGAUUGAAUGAAACGAAGCAAGAGUCGUCAAUGGUAAUUAGCCACAACUUAGAUAAGACAUCGACGUUACUGUGUCGAACAGCAGCUUGUUUACCGAACCAAUGAUGCAGUUUUGUUGCAUGAACAAGAGGAAAACUUUUGGUAUCAUUUCAACUGGAUCCUAACGAUUUUCUAUGUACUGGGUGUUUUCGCUCUACUUGACAUUCCUGAUCUUUUUCAAUGAAAACCUAUCCGACCGAAAGUUUUUCCUCGUGCGUACAUAUGCAAAUUACGCGCUCGUGCGGGCGCGAGGCAGUCCAAGAAGGACGGUAUAUAUUCUGUCGUUGAUUAAAAAAAGAAUUAUCGAUAAUUCUUCAUACUGGCGAUUUUCACUGAAUACUCGGAGUCUCGGGAUUGGUUUUCCAGAUGAGUUACGAAUGCAAGUUCUCUCUCUCUCGACAUUUUCUAUGCGACAACCUGACAAUCUCGUCAUUCUAAUUUAAAAAAAAUAUCUGUCUGAAAAAAUAAGCAAUAACAUUGUAUUGUUAGACAAUUCUAUAUAAACUUGAACAAGUGUUUAGCAACUCGUGUGUUUAGUUUAAAAAGAAAAACGCGAGUCCAUUAACAGCUAUUACAUAGCUCUUUGAGAUCGUACGUUCGGAGUAUAACUACACUGUCGCACUUUUCUACAGAAUUUUUUGGACUUUUUCUGAAAUUUUACAACUUUUCAUAGAGGAAAAGUACUUCCGAGACUUUGACGUUAUAAAAUGCGUUAUUUUCUCAAAAACUUCUUUCUCUUUCCCACUCACAAUGAAAUUAGAAUAAACGUAUAAUAUUGACCUACCUGUUGCCAUUUCGAAUGCUUGACUCUUUGUCUGAGACGACUAGUUGAAUGAUCCUUCGUUUUACUCUGCUUUGACUUCGUAGAGAAUUUUUUAUUAACAUCUGUGAUAUAUUUUAAUUAUAGUAUAUUUCCUAAAAAUGUGAGAAAAUAAUAAAAAACAUUAAAAGCGACGAAGUUAAAAAAGAUUCAAUAAAAAAACCAGUAAAUAAGUAGGUGCGCUAGCGAAACUUUUUGAAUAAGAGAAAGUCUAAACGAAAUAUAAAAAAAAACGAAAGCGACUUGUGAAAAAAAUAGAACGCUAUCUGUACAUAAAUGUACUAUAUUCUACUCUAUACACUUGGUGUGAUUUAUUUUGAUACUAUGUAUAGCGUACUUAACGAUUAUCGAGUUUAAAAAAGAAACUCUAUGCCUUCACAGACGUUGACGAACCUUCGCUCGGUAGUGGUGCCACUAACCUCGUUUUAUUUUCCAAUAAAACAGCAUUUCAUAGAUUUAAAAGUAAUAUUUCAUGAGUGCGCACUAAAACUGUGAGUGUUUAAUAUAUGUUACGAACGGUGCUUGAAUUUUAUUGUUUUCUAUUGAACUUCAUAUUUGUUAACAAAAAUAUUGUACAUAUUUUGUAAAUAUUGUUAGUCAUAUUCUUAUUUUUACCAAUGAAUAGUAAUGAAGUAAGUUAAUAAUUGUUAUAAAGGCAAUUUUGUUUGAUCUUACUGCACUGCACAAAGUUUAUGAAAGUUAAAAUCAAAUUUUUCUACAUUUGAAAGUAAAUUUUGUGUUGAAAGUAGAUAGUGUGCAAUAAAACUGUUAAAUUUAGUUAUUUGAUGUUUAAUUUUUGGGACAUAAUAAGCAAAAUACAUUACUUGAUAUUAUAAUGACUGAAAUCAUGUAGAAUUUUUAGAAAGUAUUAUUUAGUUUUUGAAUGUUAGGAUAUACAAUAAAUACUUUUCUAAGCAAAUUUAGAUUCUGUACUUAAACAGAUUUUCUUAAGGAAAGCUUUUCACUUACAUUAUUGAAGUAAAAAAUUACAGAUCUAUACUAAAACUACGUCAAUUUACCAGUUUCAAACACUUAAUAAUGAAAUACAGAGAGCAUGUAAAAUUUACUAGCUUUUCAAUCAAACGUUUUGACAAUCAAUCUAUUUUGCAAACUGUUGCAAAUGGCGAACAAUAGAUUUCAAUAUGCAACGUAAUAAUCGAGUACCAAUAGUUAUAAUUUGGCGCAAUUUGUUUAUUAACAUUAUUCGAACAAAUGAUAAUAUCAACUAAAACUUACUACUUGGCACCACAUCCGAAUCUCGAUAGCUCGAUAGCGUUAGACGACUGACCUCCGAAUUAUCUAGCGUAUAAUCUGAGUGCAAAUUAGUGCAGUUCUAUUAUAUGUCUGCCGAAUAACAUUUAUUGCGAAAACUAACCAAAAUAAUACUUCUAUUGGUACUUUGAUGCGCCUCUUGCGCUAUUCAAUCAUUUUUAGUUUGAACACUUUCUAAGCAUUUAUUAUGAUUUUCAUAGACCUGGAAAGGCAUCAGAGAUUUUAAACCAAAAUAUAAUAAAACGAUAUAAAAGAAAGAAACUCAAUAAACAAAUUAUAAUCAAUUAUGAAAAAGUUAUUAUUAGGGAUACGUCGUAAAAAUCUUUUUGCAAAUAAGAGACGAAAAGAAAGAUACGACGCUAAAGUAAUAAUUUUACAGAUCCUCUGUAUAAAUUGAAAAAUAAAGAGAGGAGCUGUAAAAUGCUAAAAUUAUAUUAUAUUAUACAUCUAAAACGUAAAUUAUAAUGUGUAAACAGAAGAAAAAAACAGUACAUAUAAAAAUAGACAUUAAAGCGCAGAUGCGUAUUCCACUUUUGUUGGUAUACCGUUCAAAUUUCAUGGAGCGAUUUGAUUCAGCGAAAAUAAAAUUAAUGAAGUUAAUUAAAGUAAAAAGUAAAAUGAUUGAUUAAAAUAAAUGCAGAUAAAUAUAUUUAAAAAGUAACAGUUUUUGCUGAAGAACUGCCUGGUCGUCGCAGUUCAUGCACUAUUUUACGUACACCUAGCAAAUGAAAAAAGAAUAAGAACCGUAGUUUGUUUUAAUGAGCAUUCGAUGUAUAUAAUAUAUAAAUCUGUAAAACACGCGCGAGAUAAAUGAGAUUCUUUUGAACUGCGAGGGUUCAAUAAAACCCAUGAGUGUAUGAGAAUUGCAAAGUUGAAAUAAUAAACUAUAAAAUAAACAAAUGAGAAUGUCUAUUGAUUGUGGAAGUAUGAGAGACAGCUGCUUAGAACAAAAUGAAACAUAGCAAAAUAAUUGAUUAGAAUGUAAAAACUGUAUAAAGAAAAUAUAUUGAGUGAAGAUUACGU
Messenger RNA from Phymastichus coffea, 11181 nucleotides. It is a transcript of the gene Ca-alpha1T, whose product is annotated as voltage-dependent T-type calcium channel subunit alpha-1G. The record is from RefSeq and is a predicted model, not a curated record. Gene Ontology annotation, cellular component: voltage-gated sodium channel complex; neuron projection; voltage-gated calcium channel complex. Lineage: Eukaryota; Metazoa; Arthropoda; Insecta; Hymenoptera; Eulophidae. The coding region runs from base 118 to 7260 and encodes 2380 amino acids. The transcript is spliced from 35 exons. Gene Ontology annotation, molecular function: voltage-gated sodium channel activity; low voltage-gated calcium channel activity. Gene Ontology annotation, biological process: sodium ion transmembrane transport; calcium ion import; calcium ion transmembrane transport.